AUUAUGUAACAAGAUACAAAUACAACAUUUGAGAUAACAAAUGGGCAACAGUAAUACUAGACCCCUCUUUAAAGUGAUAAUCAAUAUGGUAAUCGAUAUUGUAUUAAAAAUUAGCUUAGUAUUCAUAACCCAUGAAUACAUAAUAAUAAUAUCCUCCUGUUCCUCCAUAGUAAAGUAAAAUAAUAAUUGUAAAAUUUAGAUCAAAUGGGAGCUCCUCGAGGUCAAUAGGAAUUGAUUAUAGUACAUACUUAAGGAGUAAAUGCUUAAGGGACAAAUGAAAUUUAAUCAUAGAUUCUUUGCAAUCAAUCAAGAUUUCCUAUUUUAAUCACUUGUCCUUAUUGUUCAAAAUAAGGGACAACUAGAAUUGAAUAUAAAUCAGGUUCAGGAACUUGGUGUUGUUGCUUCAUAAUAUAUUUAUUUUCUUGCAUUCUUUGUUGGAUUCCUUUUGUUAAUGAUAAAUGUUAAGAUGCAAAUCAUAUGUGUUCUAAUUGUGGAGCACUUGUUGGAUCAUGUUUAUAUAAAGCAUGUGGAUGAUUAAUG
Paramecium sonneborni is the source of this 540-nucleotide messenger RNA. The record is from the annotation of a GenBank genome assembly. Lineage: Eukaryota; Ciliophora; Oligohymenophorea; Peniculida; Parameciidae.